CACGUGCGAAAAGUAAAGUAUCGAUCGACUUGUAGUAUUUUGGAAGAGUGUAUUCUUUUAUUUUCGCCAUGGGUAUCCUCGAAAAAAUCGCCGAAAUAGAAAAUGAGAUGGCACGAACGCAGAAGAACAAGGCAACAGCCCACCAUCUUGGAUUGUUGAAAGCUCGAUUAGCGAAAUUACGGAGGGAACUCAUCACACCAAAAGGCGGAGGGGGAGCAACAGGGGAAGGUUUUGAUGUGGCAAAGACUGGUGAUGCUAGAAUUGGCUUUGUUGGGUUUCCAUCUGUUGGAAAGUCAACUCUUUUGACCACUCUGGCAGGCGUCUACUCAGAAGUUGCUGCUUAUGAAUUCACCACCCUUACCACUGUUCCUGGUGUGAUUCGGUAUAAAGGAGCUAAAAUUCAACUCCUUGAUUUGCCAGGAAUUAUUGAGGGGGCCAAGGAUGGCAAAGGAAGAGGUCGUCAAGUUAUCGCAGUUGCCAGGACAUGCAGCCUGAUUUUUAUAGUACUAGAUGUGCUAAAGCCCCUGGGACACAAGCGACUCAUUGAACAUGAAUUGGAAGGAUUUGGUAUAAGGCUGAAUAAGGAACCACCAAACAUAACAUUCAGAAAGAAAGAAAAGGGUGGAAUCAACCUGCAAACCACAUGCACCCAGUCUGAGCUGGACAUUGAUUCGGUGAGAUCCAUCUUGAGUGAAUACCGCAUUGCUAAUGCUGACAUAACCCUGAGAUAUGAUGCCAAUGCAGAUGAUCUCAUUGAUGUCAUUGAAGGAAACAGGGUUUACAUUCCUUGCAUCUAUAUUCUGAACAAAAUUGAUCAAAUUUCAAUAGAAGAAUUAGAUUUGAUCUACCGCAUACCACACGCAGUUCCAUUAUCAGCUCACCAUAAGUGGAACUUUGAUGACUUGCUAGAAAAAACUUGGGAAUACCUCAGUCUUAUAAGAAUAUAUACAAAGCCUAAAGGUCAGCUACCAGAUUAUGAAAGCCCUGUGGUGUUGAAAAAUGGCCAGUCAUCUAUCGAAGACUUCUGUAACAACUUACACAAGAGCAUCAUGAAAGAAUUCAAACAUGCAUUAGUUUGGGGUUCAUCUGUGAAAUUUAGUCCACAGAAAGUUGGUAAAGAGCAUAUAUUGCACGAUGAAGAUGUUGUUCAAGUAGUAAAAAAAGUGUAAUGAUGAAAAGAAAAACCUCGAGGAGAAUGAUCUCACCUGCAAGGAACUGACCUGAGAUGAGAAAAGCACCUUUUGAUGCCAUCAUUUUAGAUGGAACUAUUUUUUGAGCUAAAAUGUUUGUAUAUGUGGACAGAAUGAAUUGAUCAUCAUUAGUCAAACUGGUGAUAUUGAUAUCAAAUGAUGCUUAGUCAACUGAUAACAGGGUGGUUGUUUCUGUUCACUAGAUAGUCUUCCUUUAUAAGUACUGCUUGAAGCUGCAACUUUCUUGUUAGAAAAAAUUAUAAAAUUACUAAAUAUGCAGUGCAGGGGGAAAAUUUGGCUACCUGUGUUUGGCAGACCAGAAAAAAGCCGUAACAUUUUCAUUAUGUCAAGUUUGUGAUCCAAAUUUGAAAUGAGAUGAAUAUAUUCAUGAAAUAUGGUCGAUAGUCUGUCAUUGUGUUUGAUGAAUGUGUUGUUCUUUCUCCUUUGUUGGCCUUGAGAUGUUGAUGAACUUCCAUUAACAAUUACCAUCAUGCUAUUUGUUUUCCAAACUAGCACUCAAAGGCAGUGUAGUACAUAAUGAGUUAUAGCCCACUAAUGAAUUUCUGUAAAAUUUAAUUGGCUACUUUACAUUUCAUGGCUAAAAAUCAUUGGACAGUUAUCACGCAAUAACCUCUGUCAGCAUUAAUAUUUGUCCUGCGGGUAUUUCUGUUGAAACAAAACAAAGCCAAGAGAAAGAAGCCAGGCAGAGAGUUUCCCAUUUUCAACUUUUGUAUUUUACAUGAAAGAAAAACCAACUUUUUAAAGUUGACAGAGAGUAACAUUAAAAGGACACUAUUACUGGUCACAAAUGCUUCUCCUGAAGGCACAGAAAGAUCAAUAAAACACGCUGUCAACUUCUCUGAAGGGGAAGAAAGUUACCAACAGACUUUCAGAUUUAGUCUUAGACAAACUUACAGUCAUUUUAUAAAAUAGAGUAUUAAUUCACUGUAUUUACUAACUAUACAGUAAAUAGAUCAGCCGUUCUUGUCAAA
This is a messenger RNA of Pocillopora damicornis (cauliflower coral), 2182 nucleotides long. Its product is annotated as developmentally-regulated GTP-binding protein 1. NCBI's taxonomy places the organism in Eukaryota, Metazoa, Cnidaria, Anthozoa, Scleractinia, Pocilloporidae. Gene Ontology annotation, molecular function: GTPase activity; GTP binding. The record is from RefSeq and is a predicted model, not a curated record.